Molecule: messenger RNA, 4690 nt
Organism: Epinephelus fuscoguttatus (brown-marbled grouper)
Lineage: Eukaryota; Metazoa; Chordata; Actinopteri; Perciformes; Serranidae
Gene: scn1ba
Product: sodium channel, voltage-gated, type I, beta a
Exons: 6
Coding region: 1974-2648 (224 amino acids)
Biological process (GO): regulation of heart rate by cardiac conduction; sodium ion transport; cardiac muscle cell action potential involved in contraction
Cellular component (GO): voltage-gated sodium channel complex
Molecular function (GO): sodium channel regulator activity
Source: RefSeq, a predicted model, not a curated record
CUGCAUGCACCUCCCUCCCCCAGCCUUCACCCAUCCCAAAGACUGAUUAGCGCGGCAUCCUUCCACUGACACACCAUGUAAUUUGUGGAGAUUACUGAUUUUUUUUCCCCCUGUGUUUGUGUGUUUCUCUUCCGCUUUUCUUCAUUUUGACGUGUCGGUCAGCAUCCAUGCGGCUCUCCAAAAGACAUCUCCCACCGCGCGUCUCUCCUUGAAGGCAAUAAGAGGAAGAAGUAGGAGAUUUUUGUCUUUUUUUUCCUGUGUCGUGCUUCCAUGGUCCCCGGUGUGACAGCAGAGAGACUUCCAGCAUCUGACUGCCUGACGCGGGAUGGAAGCCGUCCACCUCUGACCCAUCAAUAGGACGAGACGUUUCAAGGAUACCAGUGAGGGAAAAGAGCAUUGUUUUAUUUAAAGGCGACAGGUAAAGGACGCUGCGCUCGGCUGUGCUGCAUUUAUAGGAUUUUUUUUUAAAGAGGACAGACGUGAUUUUAUGCAUUGUGAGCAAAUUCCAGACGAGAUGAUUGUAGUUUCUUUUAUGUUAACCCUAAAACACAAGAACUCCCCGUAAUUCACAGCCACACUGCUGGAAUGCACAAGAGAAAUAGCGCACUUUUUUUUUAGCCCCCAAAGACGCACAGAUGGGCGGGCAGCGGCGUAAAUAAACCCCCUCUUAGCUGUUCAAUGCAUGCCUUUCAAUCCGCCUUCAGACUGGAGUCAUGUGCUGGUGACCCAUCUGAGCACCAGAGCCACCUGCGCUGUUGCAUUCAAGCCUGCCUGAGCGCCACGCGCAGACAGCAGCUAAACAAACCACAUGGCUUCACUGAUGUGUACAAAGAGCGGAUGAUUUCACUUGAAUAAGUCAGGAGUAAACAGACUCUGCCCUAGAUCACUGCCUAGAGCUUUAUUUUAAAGAGAUAUGUAGUUGUGCAACUGCAAUUUGGACUGCAAGAGGAAAGCAAUAACACUGAUAUGAGGCAAUAACAAUUUAAAAAAAAGUGGUAAUUAUAUUUUGUUCCAAAGCCAAAGAGAGGUGGGAAUAAGCGAGAGGAUACUUCACACUGCUUCCAUUUGCAUUUUCACUCAGACUGUGGCUCUAUCAAACGUCAACCCUCCUUGCUCACACACGAGGGAAAAGUGCAGCUAAAUGUUUCCUGUCGAAGGCAUUCAUGCAUGCAGCAUUUUAAUAGACUUCUGAACUGCACAAUCACUCUGUAACUCUCCAUUGCACGACUCUUUCACAGGCUGCGUCUUCCAUUUUCAGCACAAAUUCCUCAGCAUCACCCCUCAAGAUAUCUGUCUUCCGGUAGCUUUUAUGGUUAAUCACUGACGGUGCCAUUCACCCACCAGUCUGUGUGUCAGCAUACCCACAUUAUUUGGUGCACGCACAUUCUCAUUGUGGAGCUAAACAGGCUUACGGGUGUGCCACAGAGUAUAAAUAGUUGAACAAAGGUCCUUUUGGAGCUGACAAGGGGCCGAAACCUGAGACUCAGAGUGAUUCCUCCCUCUGGUAACUCUAUACGCUCACACGCCAAGAGGCUGGAGAAACUCUCCAGCUCAACAGAGUGAUUUAGAUCCAGAGAGGGUAAAGGGACGAGGCAGCGAGCAGGGCACACACUGCUGCUGUCAGGUUUCUCAGGUGCUUAAGAAGACCAGAUCAGCAAGAAGACCCACCCACCCCUCCUUCCAGCAAUUGUAUGAGCUGAAAAAAAGGAGGAGAAGAAGAAGACACCAGGGCGGACCACACCCAGAGUCCCACCAGCCUCAAGACAGAGUCCCCUCCUCUCACCUCCCAGACUCUUGAUCACAGUCUGGACAUCUUUUGGGCAUCUUAGAGGUCAUCAUCCCUCCGCUGGAGUAGCUGUUGUAGGCUAGAUCUGUCUGGUGUCUCCCAUUCUGAGGUGUGUGAGUGUGUGUGUGUGUGAGUGUGUGUUUUGACGCCGUUGAGAGCCGCCAGCGGUCUUCUUUUUCCUGUCAGGAUGUCUGCAGUACAAGAGCUGCUGCUGCUGCUGGUACCUCUGGCCCUCCUGGUGCUUCAAGCAUCUCUCUGCCAUGGAGCCUGUGUGGAGGUGGACUCAGACACAGAGGCGGUGGCCAACGAAGGCUUCAAACUGGGCUGCAUCUCCUGUAAGAUGAGGGGCGAGGUGCCCGCCAAGGCCACGGUCGACUGGCACUUCAAGGCUUCGGAUGAGACUGAGUUCACCCACUUAUACAGCUAUGAAGAAAAAAAGCCCUACAUCAGUGACUCACGUUUCUACGAUCGUCUGGACUGGAAUGGCAGCAAGCAUACAGACGACCUUCAGGAUGGCUCCAUCUACAUCCUCAAUGUGACCUUCAAUGACACGGGGACCUACCAGUGCACGUUCAGCCGCACCCUCAUGUAUCCGAACUACGAGUUUCAAACCAACGCCACCAAGAUAAUCUCCGUGAAAGUGGUGCCACGACUCACCAGAGGACUGGCAUCCAUCUUGUCUGAGGUGAUGAUGUACGUCUCCAUCAUCGGACUGCAGGUGUGGCUUGUGGUUGAGAUGAUCUACUGCUACAGGAAGAUCGCAGCAGCAGGAGAGGAAGCUCUGAGAGAGAGCGCGGCGGAGUAUUUAGCUAUAGCAUCGGAAAGUAAAGAUAAUUGUGCAGGUGUACAAGUGGCAGAAUAGCACUGGUCGAGGAAGUCUUCAAGAUUGUGACCUUGAGGAAUCUCACAUUCCCUCUUUCAUGCCCUCUCCUCUCACCGCCACUCACAUCCCGCCUUCCUUUCCACAUGAUGGAAAAAGCAAACCACAGAGAGGAGAAAGAUCUCCGCUGAAAGUUUUCUCCUAAGUGACUUUCUGCAAAAGAAUGACAAGGACUGAAUUUUAUCUGGUUUUGAGGGACUGAGGGGACGCAUCAGGUCGUGAUGCAAAGGGACGGACAGAGAGAGAGAGAGAGAGAGAGAGAGAGAGAGAGAGAGAGAGAGAGAGAGAGAGAGAGAGAGAGGGUUGAACUGUAUAUAGGUGUACACAUAUGCACAGAUAAUGUUAUAUAUUAUAGGCCUACAUUGUAUAUCUACUAUCUGCAUGCUUCGAGCUAAUCAAAAUGACCAACAUCAUGCUUCUGAUGUGAGUUAGUCUGAUAAGCGUUCUCCUGAACCUGUGACAGUGUUUCUUCUGUGUGUUUAUUAAGCUGUUCCACAUAAAAAUGAUGAAUCAACAUUGUCAUAGCCAAAAUAUAUAUAAAAGGUUUUUAAAGGAUUCAUUUUGAACACUGGUAAGACUUAAUUUGACUACAAAACAUCUCACUGUUCUGAUGAAACACUACUGGAAAGUACAGAGGAAACACUGCUACAACAGCUGAUAAUUUGUCCAGAUAUAUUCAAUGAUUCAUUUUUAAUUUAAUUAAAUGCCAAAAAAACAAGUAUUUAGCAGAAUUUCCCCCAAAUCAGCCUGAAACGUGUCAGGAAACAGCAUUUAGACCAAAAUGGGAGACAUUAAAUAAGAAAUACCAAGGACAAGAAUACAGCACCCGUCCAUCAUAUUAGCAGUGGCCACAUAUUAAGCCAAUGUCUAAACUUAUAGGACACUUACGUGAGCGGUUCAGUCCUUCCUGACAACACAACUAACCCUUUUAUUUUAUGUCUUUAAACAUUCUUAACAUAUGGCUGUAUCGAGACUAACAGCUAACAUGCUAACUAUUAUUUCUAUGUCACUAGUGACAACCAAAAUGUCCCUUUAAUUUUAGUGGAAUUUCCUUUUCAUCAAAGCCUUUUCAGAAGACUGCCACCCUGUUAAAACUAGCUGUGUUAUACAGAGUUCACUCGGAUGAUGGUGAAGAGCAAAAACAGGCCCUGCAGCCCAUGUGUGACUUCCUGUGACAUUUGAAAAGACAACGCCCACUUCCACCAGGCUAAUUUGUAGCACACCAAAAAUGAAUAUAUAAAUAAAAAAAUGCAGCUUUACCAAUUUAUCUGAAGUGUUUUUAAAGUAAAUUUGUCUACAGUGGAAACUUCCCCACUGAUGUGUAAUUUCACACAAAUGUCUUAGUGUUUUUGUAGAAACUUAAGGGCUUGGUUAAUUGCUAUAUACUUAAUAUCCAACUGCCGUGGGCAAAUGUACCACAAAACCUGUCCAGUGUGCCUCCCAGGGUGAAGCCAGUGAAAACCAAAAAAGAAAGAGCUGAAGCCUUGUCACAAAGCAGCUGUCCUGAUUUCUCUUUCCAGGCAGCCUGUCACUGACUAUCAGUGAACAUUAGAUGGCAGCGAAACACUGCCAUUCUGCAUGCUUACUGUUCAUCUCUUUUGUACCAAAGCUGAGUUCCAUACAUUUUAAGAUACUGAGAAGGGGACACACAUACACAGGAAUAUAAUACAGAGGAACUGCAUGCUAACUGAUGGAAUAAGCAAAGGAUAAAAACAGAACGUCCAAUAAGAUACUAACUAAAAGAAAAAAGAUAAAACAAAUGAUAUCGCAAGCAAUGCUACACACUGCUUUACUGGGUGAUUUACUUUCUUGGUAUGCUGCAUCAGUUAACAUCUAAAUGCCUUUUCCUGCACAGAUUAACAAACCAGUGAAAUGAAAACCACACUGCUCCCCACAUUGUUGGUCUGCUUUGUGUCCACGUGAAUAAAACUGCGGUUUUCACUUUAUGUGUAGGUGUGAAAAUGUUGCUUGCCACAAAAAAAAAGGUGAUGCACAGGAAAAAAAUAAAAUUGCUGAGAAAAUCA